Rhagoletis zephyria (snowberry fruit fly) is the source of this 903-nucleotide messenger RNA. RefSeq names its product ribonuclease Y. NCBI's taxonomy places the organism in Eukaryota, Metazoa, Arthropoda, Insecta, Diptera, Tephritidae. The record is from RefSeq and is a predicted model, not a curated record.
UAUUGAGAAAAAUAGUAGAUUGUUUAAAUAGAAGCUAAUACCUACGGAAAUUGGGAGAAAAUUAAUUAAAAUAUAAACAUGUCCGAAAACUCCGCAGUUCCAGUUGAGGAUGUCAACAAUAAUUCAGAUAAUGGACAGGUACCUCCACAGCAAGAACAGGAACAACAUGUGCAGGAACAACAAAGUAAUGAGCUCUUGGAUAUAGUUUUCACAUUAGAGAGUGAAAAACAGGCAUUGAUAGAGGAGUCACGCAAGAGAAUAUCUGCAAUUCGUAGGGAAUUGGAGCAAAGCUUAAGUGAAAAUGAACAACUAAAACGGAGGAACACGCAAUUAGAACAAUCAUUAAAACAGUCGGUUAUGUUGGGAGGUGUGGACGCACCCAAAUCCCGACAAGAACAGGAGGAAUUACUGUUGAAAGCUAAAACUUUGCUCUUUGAAAAGACCAAAGUAUGCAAACAGCAAGAACAACAAAUUGAAGUGCUAAAAACACAGGUGGAGGCAAUGAAGGAUGUAGUACAGGUAACUAAAGAUAUGCUGAAUUUAAAGACCGCCGAAUGUGAUCACAUGCAAGUGCGAUUGGAAAAAUCACAGCAGUGGAUUAAGGCAGAGAAGGAUAAAUGUAUCUUAACAGAAAAAAAAUUGGAUAUUUCGAAGGGAGUAUAUGAAAAACUACGUGCCGAAUACGAUAUACAGUCGAAAAUUUUUAAGGAUUUGAAGGAGGUUUAUGAACAAAAAAUUAAGGUCCUCAGCGCAGCGUUGGAAGAGGCUAAGAAAAAAUAGUUAGCUGUUCGCUAGUAUUGUGCUGCAAAUAUAUACAAUAUUAGAUUUUUGCAUAUGUAAUUAAUUCCCCCCAUUUAACAAAAAUAUUUGAAGCAUGUACAAUAUAGGUAACAAUAACAAUUU